GAAUCUUCAUAUGUGUUCUUAACUUCCUUGCUGAGGAUUGCAGGUUGUUUUGGUUGUCUUCUGGGUACUCAUCUUCUUUCCCAUCGAGAAGUUUAAAGUAAAAGCCAGAAAGCCAGGUACUCUCGUGACCAUGUCUAAGGUUCUAAAAAUUGUAUGUGCUCCUGUUAUAAGAUGUUGGGAGUCCAAAAGAAAUCUUGAUGAAAAUAUGAAAACCCUUAGAACACUUUUGGAAGACCUAAAUGGUCUUAAGGAAUAUAUAGAGAUGAGAUUGAGUGCAGAGCACCGUCCUGAAGGAAUGCCAAUAGAAGAAGUCAAAAACUGGUUGAGGGAUGUUGAAAGGAUCAAUAACGAAUCUAAAUCUAUUGAACAAAAAGUAGAAGAAAAGAAAAUUAUCUCAUGUGGAUUUCUAGGAAAGCGUGUGCAAGGAAAGGUUCUAGAAAUUGAGGGAUUUCUUCAGAAAGGCAGUUCCCUUGGUGGUUUAGCUGUUGAAAGAAGGGUGAACCCGGUGAAGCGUUUCAAGUACAUAAUUCUCGGAGGUGGAGUGGCAGCUGGAUAUGCUGCCAGGGAGUUUUCUAGGCUGGGGAUUAAGCCAAGGGAACUGGCAAUUAUUUCAAAAGAAGCAGUGGCUCCUUAUGAACGUCCUGCAUUGUGCAAGGGAUAUCUAGCUCUGGAGGGAGCUGCAAGGCUGCCAGGGUUCCAUGUAUGUGUUGGGACUGGAGGAGAAAGAUUACUUCCUAGAUGGUAUGCAGAAAAAGGAAUAGAAUUGAUCCUAAGCACAGAAAUAGUCAACGCAAAUCUUGCUUCCCAGACUUUGCUAAGUGCAGGUGGAAUCUUCAAGUAUCAGACUUUGAUCAUUGCAACUGGUUCCACAGCAACUAAGUUAACAGUAGAGGGAGCUGGUGCUAGAAACGUCUUCACCUUGAGAGAAAUUAGUGAUGCAGAUAAACUUGUUGAAUCGAUUAAAGCAAAGAAGAAUGGGAAGGCUGUGAUCAUUGGAGGAGGAUACAUUGGCCUUGAAGUUGGAGCAGCCCUGAGAAUCAACAAGUUGGAUGUUACCAUGGUUUAUCCUGAUAAGUGGUGCAUGCCUCGGCUUUUCACACCAGAUAUAGCUGCUUUCUAUGAAGGUUAUUACAUGAAAAAGGGAAUUAAAAUUGUCAAGGAAUCGCUAGCAGUUGGAUUCAAUGCUGAUGCAAGUGGAGAUGUAAAGGAAGUGAAACUCAAGGAUGGUAGGGUGAUUGAAGCUGACAUUGUUGUUGUUGGUAUUGGGGCAAGGCCUCUUACUGUAUUGUUCAAAGGGCAAGUUGAAGAGGAGAAAGGAGGAAUCAAGACUGAUGGAUUCUUCGAGACAAGUGUGCCUAAUGUAUAUGCUGUGGGAGACGUAGCUACUUUCCCAAUGAAGUUGUAUAAUGACAUGAGAAGAGUUGAACAUGUUGAUCAUGCUAGGAAAUCAGCUGAGCAUGUCGUGAAAGCUAUCAAGGCAAGUGAGGAAAGGAGAAAAAUAGAAGAAUAUGAUUAUCUUCCAUACUUCUAUUCUCGUUCCUUCGAGCUCUCAUGGCAAUUUUACGGGGAUAAUGUCGGUGAAACUAAGUUAUUUGGAGACAUGAACCUAUCAUCUCCAAAGCCAAAGUUUGGAUGUUUCUGGUUUAAAGAUGGGAAGGUGAUGGGUGUUUUCUUGGAGAGUGGAAGUCCUCAAGAAAACAACGCUAUUGCAAAAAUUGCCAGUGCUCAACCUCCAGUUGAGAACUUGAAUGAAUUUACAAAGAAUGAUCUUCCCAUUGCUAAGAUUUGAAAGUUUUAAGAUUUUCCAAGUGGAUAAUCAGUGUGUGUGAGUGUGUGCUCUUGUUAUCUGCGUGCAGCUUUGUUGAAUGAAUUGCCAGGCUCGGGAAAACAACGCUAUUGGAAAAAUUGCCAGGCUCCAACCUCCAGUUGAGAACAACUUGAAUGAAUUUACUAAGGAAGAUCUUCCCAUUACUAAGAUUUGAAAGUUUUAAGAUUUCCAUGUGUACAAUCAAGGUGUGUGUGCUUGUUAUCUGCGUGCAUCUUUGUUGUGUGCCUUGUUUUCUAAUAUUGAGAAAUAAAUUUCAAAUGAUUGU
Messenger RNA from Rubroshorea leprosula, 2093 nucleotides. The record is from the annotation of a GenBank genome assembly. NCBI's taxonomy places the organism in Eukaryota, Viridiplantae, Streptophyta, Magnoliopsida, Malvales, Dipterocarpaceae.